Dreissena polymorpha is the source of this 4556-nucleotide messenger RNA. RefSeq names its product ligand-gated ion channel 4-like. Gene Ontology annotation, biological process: nervous system process; chemical synaptic transmission; regulation of membrane potential. NCBI's taxonomy places the organism in Eukaryota, Metazoa, Mollusca, Bivalvia, Myida, Dreissenidae. Bases 677 to 2116 code for a protein of 479 amino acids. The transcript is spliced from 9 exons. Gene Ontology annotation, cellular component: postsynaptic membrane; synapse; neuron projection. The record is from RefSeq and is a predicted model, not a curated record. Gene Ontology annotation, molecular function: acetylcholine-gated monoatomic cation-selective channel activity; transmembrane signaling receptor activity.
GGAUAGGUCUUAGCAUAAUCAAGGACGAGACUGAGCGAUUCUUUCCUUCUACUCUGGAUUUUGGAUAAGAAGCAAAAUAAAUAAAAUCUGAACUUAUCGUCCCUGGAUAUCCUGUGCGGGCUGUAUGUGCUAAUCUAGGGAGAAUUGCUCAUUGAUUAAGAACCUUUUUCCAACCCGAAGAAAGCCGCCAACCAGCAAAACAACAAAACUGUGUAACCUUUCCGACGAGGUACGAAAAUAUCCACUUUGAGGCGGAUUUGGGAUUCUUGAACCUAUUGCUGAUAUGGUUUUCAAUAUUCUUUGAUCGUGUUAGCCACAGAAACCAAUAGCGUGAAACAAGUCGUCAACACUCGCGCUGUAAUCCCUUUUGCCGAAUCUCCAAUACUGACUUCACAUCUCGGUCGGUUGUGUGUAAGCAACAGGCAAUCCUGUUCAACGAAACACUUCCAACGUAACAUAUUAUACCGUUUUAAUACGUCUUUCUGGUUGUAGUGGUAAACUUGGAGCUAAUAAGUAUUGAUGUAUAAACUAUUUUUGUUAGUGUUUUAAUUGUUGGAAUUACUCUCAAUUUCGGAACCAAUCUGCAACUAGACCGGCGUUUCUCCACUAAUCUCAUAUCCUUGCUUCGGAAAAGCUAACAUGACACGACCGGAAAUUGAUUGACCGGGCUCUCCUUAUGGAAGAUAUAAUGGACUGCUCCGUAUUGGUGAUCUUAAUAUUACAAGUGUGUGCAGUAUUAUGUGACGAAAACGAGUACAGGCUGGUCAGGGAUCUGUUCGUGGCGUACGACAAAAGGGUACGACCUGCCGUUCACUGGAGCCAGUCUGUUAACACUACGUACGGGGUGGCACUCGCCCAAAUCAUCGAUGUCGACGAGAAGAAUCAAAUCAUCACGACAAACUGCUGGCUCAACCAGAACUGGCUCGACCCGAAGCUACGCUGGGAGCCCCACAAGUACGGCAACAUCACCGUCAUAGGGGUGCCUUUUACAGACGUUUGGAGGCCCGACGUCGUCUUAUAUAACAACGCGGACUCCACGUCGACGUUAACGUCCGUCAGCUCGAACGUUAUCAUCAAGUACGACGGCAACGUGACGUGGCUCUCCAUGUCCAUCUUCCGGUCCUCGUGCACCAUCGACGUCAAAUACUUCCCGUAUGACGUACAGAACUGCACGAUGCGUUUCGCCUCCUGGUCGUUCGGUAUCGACCAGCUCAAUAUCCUCAGUCACUCGGACGAGGGUGACAUCUCUAACUACGUGCCCAGCUCGGAGUGGGCGCUCGUCCAGUACAGGCCGCGGCGACAGCUGGAGAAGUUCUCGUGCUGCCCGGACCUCGUGCCUUUCAUGAAGUACGACAUCGUCAUAAAGCGGCGCCCGCUGUUCUACCUGUUCAACAUGGUGAUGCCGUGCGUGCUCAUCACACUGGUGGCGCUGCUGGGGUUUUACAUGCCGCCAGAGAGCGGCGAGAAAGUGUCCAUGGGUAUCACGACGCUGUUGUCUAUUGUCGUAUUCCUUAUGAUAGUCUCCGAGAGUCUACCGCCAACCUCGGACGUUGUGCCGCUCAUCGGCCUCUACUACGGUGUUACUAUCGCCAUCGUGUCCUCAGCCACGGCUAUGACGGUGCUCACGGUGAACAUCUACCACAAGGGCACGCGCGGCAUUGAGGUCCCCGUCACCGUAAAGAGGCUCUUCUUCGGUCUGGUCGCCAGGAUUCUCUGCAUCAAACUUGACCUUCCAUCUCCGCCUUACUCGGGACUGACGCGGAUCCCCUCACACGACCACUGCGUGUAUGAGCGCUCUUCGGACACUGACAUGGGAACGCAGAACGGCGGCCUGCACGCGCGGUUCCCGGCCUCGGUGGUGCCCCCGGACGGCGGGCCGAGAACCUGCUCCACAGACGCCCACGAGCAGCAGCUAGUGCGGGUCCUGAGGAAGGUCUACCAGACAAUAGAGCGCAACGAGAUCCGGAUAUCCGAGCAAGACCGGCGUGACGUCAUCCGCCAGGAGUGGCAGCAACUGGCUCUCGUCAUCGACAGACUCAUGCUGAUCAUUUUUAUUUUUGCGACCGUCACUGUGACGCUGGUUGUAAUGGUUCCGCAGGAAUACGACAAAGAUUGAGCCGCGUUCUGGGAAAAUUGAGCUUAAUGCAUUUACGUAAAGUGUUGUCCCAGAUAAGCCUGUGCAGUCCGCCUAAAGUAGAUUUUCGUUUAGAAGACACUUUUCUCGUAAAGCAAUCAAUCCGUAACUGCGGAGUGUGACGUCCCUGAUAAACCGAUGUGGACUGCAAAGGCUUAUAUGUGAUGACGCUUUUCGCACUUGCAUUAAGCCCAAUUUUUCCACGGAAGUACUUCACUAUAUUCAGUAGGUUGAAUAUCCCCGGUGCUGUGAUACGCGAGUUGGCAAGUGCACACACACACACACAUUUCGACAGUGUGAAGAAAUCAGAAUUUUGUCGGGCUACGUUUUGAAAACAAAAUGUCUGUGAUGUAAGGAGAUGUAAUCCGUGCAUGUAUGACAUGACACGUGGUAUGUCUUACAUGACACGUGGUAUAUAUGACAUGAUACGUGGUAUGUAUGACAUGACACGUGGUUUUGAGAAUGACCAAAUAACGAAACUAAGCAAUAAUGCUUGCACGAAAACAAUAUAAAAACAAAAGAAAAGAAAAGAACUAUAGUAUUAUUAUUGAUCAUUUCAAGGAAAUGAGAAUUGAAGAUACGAAAGAUUUGUCAAAAUUGAGUUUCCUACGUAGUUUAAAUUAGACAAUUAAAGCAACAGAAGACGGAAUAACAAUUGGUUAGGUUAUAUACAUCUAUUAGUAUUCUGUGGUUUUAGCAGUAUACAAAAGAUUUAAAAAAACAAACACACACAAACAAAUAGACGAUUCUGUAUAUAGUUGUAUAGGUUGCAGUAUUAGUUUUUUUACUCUCCAAACUAUCUAUGAUAAGGGAAGACUUUUUGGUAAUUACUGAAAUAAACAACACAAUAUAACUUUUGCAUUUUAAUCUUGAAACCUUUCCAACAAAAUAUUCGAACUAAUCUAAAGUAAAACGUAGCCAAAGUAAUUCUUGGCAGCUUUUACCAAGCUUCCAUGUAUUUUAAAGAACCAGACAAUACGCACGCACUGGCGAAGUGAAAUAACCCUCUCGUCGAUUUAAGUGAUGUAUUUAUUCGGACAGUAGUAAGUGUCGGACAAUAAAAUACCAAAUGAUAAACACACUUGUCUUAUUGAAUAAUGCGUGUUAGAUAGGCUCAAAACCAGACAUUGGAAUACAUCAAAGGAAUAAUGAAAAUAUUGCAGCGCAAGCAUUCGAUUGGCAGCAAUAACAGUAUUGUAUGUGUCAUAUGUGUGAUAGAAAGCUGGCACGUGUACUAGCUCUGUUUUUGAAAAGUUGUACAAGCAAGCCUAGUGUGCUCGCUUACAAUAUGGAUGGUGUCUGACAAUUACUACGAAGGACAUGUUAACACCCGACAAGCGGUUCUACUUAGGCGCCACAGUUAGACGAAAUCGACACGACAGAAGUGUUAUUUUUAAAUGACAGGGCUAUUAUAACAUGAAUUGCUAAGUUAUUCGAGUUACUUUGUAUGUCAAGGCGUGAACAUUAUCGCGUUAGUGGGUAUACUGUAGCUCAUUGGGUCAUUGUCGACCCCGGAUGACUAGAAUCGACUUAAUGUCACCCCAGGGUGACAUGAAUCGGCUUCUAGUCAUCCCCGGGUGACAAGAAUGGGCUUCUAGUCACCCGUGUAUUUUUUAUCAAACGGCACCGCAUUCAGGUGUCUGUUAUAGGCUAUUGUGGCUUUUGAAUAUUUUAGUUAAUUUAUUGUUUUUUUUAGACAUUUAGCUCUACUUUCGUUUUUGUAGUAUUUUUACUCAAAUUCCCUCGCAUAUGAACGACCAAAUCAUGUAUUUUUUGUUGAAAAAAGUAAAAUUGUUGCCGAUGAUGACUUAUUGCUGAUUUCGAGGGUGACUAGAACCGGCUUGAAGUCAACCCGGGUGACUAGAAUCGGCUUGAAGUCACCCCCGGGUGACAAGAAUCGGCUUCAUGUCACCCCCGGGUGACUUGUGGGCCAUUUCAGGUCGACAAUGACCCAUUGAGCGAUAUUGUGUGGCGGCCUGGUUGACUCAUGAGACAGAGCACUCGAUUGUGUUGAUUUAUCGACAGCAAAGUUAUCACCAGAAGUUGAUAUUAGUAUUUUUAAAUAGAACUGUAUAGUACAUGUAUCUUUGUACAAUUCAACAUAUUGAUAAUGUUGUCAUUUUCUUAUUUUAUAGUGCAAUUGUUAUGCACUAAUGAUGUCUAUUAAUUUUACCCAAUGUAACGAUUAUAUAUUGUAUGUUUUAUGUACACCUUUUAAAAUGUGAUGGAAGGUGGGUUGGUGUUUACUGAUUGUACGUUCGUAUGAGCUUCGCUCUGUAAAAACAGGACUUAAUGCAUGUGCGUAAAGUGUUGUCCCAGAUAGCCCGUGCUGUCCACUCCGGGAAUUUAGCACUGUUUGAAUAUGAAGGGUAAGGAAUGAAUUAUCAUGUAAAAUAUACAGUCUUUGCAUGUAGUUACAGUG